Messenger RNA from Helobdella robusta, 795 nucleotides. RefSeq lists its product as hypothetical. Gene Ontology annotation, molecular function: FAD binding; thiol oxidase activity; protein-disulfide reductase activity. Gene Ontology annotation, cellular component: endoplasmic reticulum; endoplasmic reticulum membrane. The record is from RefSeq and is a predicted model, not a curated record. Bases 1 to 795 code for a protein of 264 amino acids. The transcript has 9 exons. Gene Ontology annotation, biological process: protein folding in endoplasmic reticulum. NCBI's taxonomy places the organism in Eukaryota, Metazoa, Annelida, Clitellata, Rhynchobdellida, Glossiphoniidae.
AUGACCCCACAUUUUGCUUGUUUGAAGAUCAGGCGGUAUUGCAGGCUUAUUUUUCGCACUGUCUUAAGGAGUGUAAUUUGCUUUCUUAGCAAAUUUUCUGCUAGUGUUGUGUUCGUAAACCAAUUGAAACCUAUUGUCUGGAAAGUUAUGCUGACUGCAGAUUUGAAGAUUGGUUCUGCUCUAAUGUUAACGCAACAUGCUCUGCAAGGCCAGUCCAUACUCACCACAAGCCACACGCCACAUCAAUACCCACCACACACGCCACAACAGUACAGCAAAGAGGCCAACACGGAAAAGAUUAACAACCAAGAGGAGAGUAAGUUUGGGAAGCUGGAUGUUACACUGAGUGAAGAGUCUCAGGAGUCCUUGAACAAAUGGACGAACCAUGACAACAUGCAGGAUAACUUCUGCGAACUUGACGACAUAGAGUCACCAGAAGCAGUGUACUAUGACCUCGUCCUGAACCCUGAAAGGUUCACGGGCUACACCGGCCCUUCUGCCGUUAAUGUCUGGAGACUUAUCUACGACCAGAACUGCUUCAAACAUCCUGGUUGCUAUGGUGGUAGCGAUGCUAACGAUGAUACCGAACUCUCAUUUUUCUAUUUUGGCAUUGUCUUUUUUGCAAACAGGCCAGAGAAAGUCGGGUACGGUCAAUAUCUAGCCAAUGAUGGGCAUGUGCCUGGAGAAGAGAACAUUCCACAGAUUGAUAUCUGGCUUCCAUACGAGCAUCAACCCAAGAAUGCCUUCGCCAAGCCAACCUGGGGCCCAAACUUGGAGGAGUUCAUUAAGAGGUAG